Molecule: messenger RNA, 4127 nt
Organism: Myotis davidii
Lineage: Eukaryota; Metazoa; Chordata; Mammalia; Chiroptera; Vespertilionidae
Gene: IP6K1
Product: inositol hexakisphosphate kinase 1
Exons: 6
Coding region: 53-1429 (458 amino acids)
Biological process (GO): phosphatidylinositol phosphate biosynthetic process; inositol phosphate biosynthetic process
Cellular component (GO): nucleus; cytoplasm
Molecular function (GO): inositol hexakisphosphate kinase activity
Source: RefSeq, a predicted model, not a curated record
GACCCAGGAGUCUAAACAAUUCUUCAUCUCUUCUCUGAGGACAAACAACAAAAUGGAUCCCUGUAAGCCUUUCCCCGUCUCCUUGUUUCAAACCCAGAUUGCUCUCGGCCUCUGCACACACCUCUGGUUUCUAGGAGGAGUUUGUGAGCACCUGCUUCCAACAGGCGGUCCACGUGGGGAAGGAUGGUCUUCGCCCCUGAGCUGCCUGCGACUCAGACCUGCGUUCCGCGCGCAGGCCCUCCACCCCGCGCUGCUCCGGUGGCCCAUGAGCCGCGUCCUCUGCCCCCGGUGCGCGACGGGCCCCCAACGCGAUGUGUGUUUGUCAAACCAUGGAAGUGGGGCAGUGCGGCAAGAGCGCGAGUCUGGCCGGAGACCGCGGGGUCCUCCUGGAGCCCUUCAUCCACCAGGUGGGCGGCCACAGCAGCAUGAUGCGCUACGACGACCACACGGUGUGCAAGCCCCUCAUCUCCCGGGAGCAGCGCUUCUACGAGUCCCUCCCGCCCGAAAUGAAGGAGUUCACCCCCGAGUACAAAGCUCUCAGGAGGCCAAGAGCCCGAAGGCGGAGCUGCACAGCCACUCGGACGUCCCUUUCCAAAUGCUGGAUGGCAACAGCGGCCUGAGCUCCGAAAAGAUCAGCCACAACCCCUGGAGCCUGCGCUGCCACAAGCAGCAGCUGAGCCGCAUGCGCUCCGAGUCCAAGGACCGGAAGCUCUACAAGUUCCUCCUGCUGGAGAACGUGGUGCACCACUUCAAGUGCCCGUGCGUGCUGGACCUGAAGAUGGGCACCCGGCAGCACGGCGACGACGCGUCCGCCGAGAAGGCUGCCCGGCAGAUGCGCAAGUGCGAGCAGAGCACGUCGGCCACGCUGGGCGUCAGGGUCUGUGGCAUGCAGGUGUACCAGAUGGACACGGGGCAUUACCUCUGCAGGAACAAGUACUAUGGCCGGGGGCUCUCCAUCGAAGGCUUCCGCAAUGCCCUCUACCAGUACCUGCACAACGGCUUGGACCUGCGGCGUGACCUUUUUGAGCCCAUCCUGAGCAAACUGCGGGGCCUGAAAGCGGUGCUGGAGCGGCAGGCCUCCUACCGCUUCUACUCCAGCUCCCUGCUCGUCAUCUACGACGGCAAGGAGUGCUGGCCCGAGUCCUGCCUGGACCGCCGCUCCGAGAUGCGUCUCAAGCACCUGGACACGGGGCUGCCCGAGGUGGCACCACCCUGCGGCCCUAGCACCAGCCCGGGCAGCUCCAGCAACACCAGCCUCGAGAGCGUGUCCUCCCCCAAGGUGGACGUCCGCAUGAUCGACUUUGCACACAGCACGUUCAAGGGCUUCCGGGAUGACCCCACCGUGCAUGACGGGCCGGACCGAGGUUAUGUGUUCGGCCUGGAGAACCUCAUCAGCAUCAUGGAGCAGAUGCGGGACGAGAACCAGUAGGCCCAGGUCGGGGCCCAGAACCCCUCCCUCUCCACCCGCAGGCAGGGACCACUGAUCUGAACUCGCCGUGAGGACACACAGACUUGCUUUUAAAGGGUUAUAUUUCUCUUGGGUAUAAACUAAAAGAAAUGUUUUAGCUGUAGCCUGGCAUCCAUAUAUAUAAAGAGGAGAGCAGAACACACACCCUCAGCCAGGCUCCUCAGCUCUGCAGCUCCGACUGCUGUGUCCAGGCUGACUUAGUGGAGGUGCCCCUGGGGGGCUUGCACCAGGGACAGGGUGCCCUUGGACAUCGGUUUCUCUUGCCUAGGUUUUUAGGGCCUGUGGCUGCAGGGCCCUGCAAUUGUGGGGUGAAGCCCUGGGCUUAUGCCGGGCCCCUCCAUGCCCAUUCACCCCUUGUUCCUCGGAAGGAGAGGGAUUGGGUGCCCAUUUCUAGGGGCAUGUAUCCUAGUGGUGUGGGUGUCGGCCACUCUGACGCUCCCAGGGCACUACAAGGCCAGCUGUGCACAGCUGGCCCCAUCCUUCUCAUCUGUUCUUGGCAGGAAGCUAGAUUCAGAACCUGGGCUGAAGCCAGCUUAGGGCAGAGGGCAGGCCCUGGAUCCCCAGGCACUCCGUCACUUGCACCUGCUCCUCUUCCUGUCUGCACACCCCAGCCAGCCUUUCCCACCAAGAUCCCUGCCUAAGGAGUCCCCCGCCCCUUGUCCCACUGAAGGGGGGCCCUGCUCCGCUUGCCGAAGAGUCUGUCCUACCAGGCCUCGGGGCUUCUAGCGAGACAGCGUCCACGGCCUCGUGCUGUGGGCGAGCGUCCUCUUCCUGCCCCGCGGGCAGCUCUGCUACUCUGGGUGGGCUGCUCCCCGCAGGCUCAGGCUGUGGUCCGCUCAGGGCUCACUUCCCCAGCCAAGCUCAAGGCCGCAGCCCAGGUGAGGAGGGAGAGCUGCAAGCUGGCCUGCACAGGGACACGGUCUGCACCCGAUGCGGGGCUCAGACUCUGCUGGGAGAGUUUUGUCUUCUCAGUCCUGGAGCCUGUCCGUCUGUCCAUUUGUCCAUCUGCCAGCUCCAGUCUCUCGGGGUCCUUCCCUGGGUGUCCCCUUGUUCAUUAGUGAAGACUGAUCCCUGCCCUGCUUUCCUCAGCAAAGGGUCUCGCUCCCGUUUCCGAGGUGAGCUUUGCCCCUGCGCCCUUCAGCGGGUGCGGCCUCUUUACGAAGAAUGAGCAGAAUGCAUUGUGGGAGGCGUGUCCCUGCUGGCCCAGCACCCUCUCUGUGGCCUGGAGUGUGGUCCCUUCAACACUCAGUACUGACAGUGGUGCGGGGCAGGCCCGGGAGGGAUCCCUUCCUCCCCGCGGUGGUAGUUCUUUCUUGCUGCCAGCCCUUCAUGGCAGAGGCCUGCCACGUCUAACACUGGCCAGAGGCUAUGCUGCUGUCACCUAACCAUUGCCAGGGUCAGUGCCCUCACCGCAGAGCUUGGGACCACGGCCAUUGUCACCUUGGGCACGUCCUGUUUGGGCAUUACAGGUAAGCUCGCUAGCCCGUGUCUGUGAGGCCCUGGUCACUCAUGGUUUCCUGGCCCUCAGAUGCAGCCUCACGCAUCUUCAGUGGGCUCCUUGAUGGGUACCGUCUCUCUCAGCCUCUGAUCCUGGUGCCAGUGGUGGGCACGUUCCCAUUCCUUGGGCCUGGGAGGGACAGCUUGCUCGUUUCUGGUCAGUAACCGCCGUCUUUGCUCCUGUACCUUCUGUAGCUUCAGCCAUAGGGCAGUAGCUCUUCAUAGUGUAGCCCGCCCUCUCCUGGCAAGGCAGAGGCUGAGACGGGGCCCCUGGAGUGUGCUGUGCCUCCCGAGUUCUAUAUUUGGGGAGCAGAUGUACCCUCUUAUAGUGUCUUCCUGGCACUAAAAAAAGCAGGGGCCUGGAAUUGGCUGCUUCUCCCCCAGCGGGGUCCUCUCUUUUCAGCACUUUUUGACACUUGGAGACCCAGCCUUGUUAGCGGGCAGGUGGUGGGCAUGUGUGUGCGCUCACCCCUUUCCCCUCUCUGCCAGCGCCCUGUGCCCGCCGGGCCCUGCCUUCCCAGCCCCAACUUGGGACCAAAGUGCAACACGGGAUGGCAGUUGGAGCACUCGAGUGACCCUUGUCCAUAGCGCUUCCUUAGGCCAAGUGACACUAGCCUCUGGGGGGUGGGAUCGGGUGGUGCUUAAGGAGGAAGGGGACCAAUAUAGCAAUUAGCCAGGAACCCCCACCCUCCCUCACACUGGGGCCUGUGCAGGGGGCGUGGGGACUCCUAAGGGGCCAAAGGCCUAGGCUAGUUCAAUAGCCGCUGCUCACUCGCUCACACCUGGCCACUUGCACGCCCUCUAGAUGCAGAUUGCUUUGCUCUUCAAUGCUCUUCAAUUUGGUUUUCUUCGUGCCCAUUUACAAAAUGGUUCAGGAGGAGGAGAUGUGGAGAACCCCGGGAGGACCCUUGGCUUCUCCCGGACUGGAAGGCUUUGCCUCUGGGACCCGCUUCCUGCUCCACUUUCCUGUCCACGCCGCCCGAAGCCUGCGCCGCGAUCCUCGUGGCUGGGGCCGCGUCGAGGCGCAGUGCGUGUUUUCGGACGAUGUGCGGGGGAGGGGUGCUUAGACCUCGGGCCGAACUGCUCCCGUCUGUCCACCCCGCGCUGCCCCCCGCUUGUGUCUGAGGUUGUGUCCGUCAAAAUAAAGCCGCUGAAACUCUGG